Messenger RNA from Chenopodium quinoa (quinoa), 1065 nucleotides. RefSeq lists its product as uncharacterized. The transcript has 9 exons. Gene Ontology annotation, cellular component: membrane. The record is from RefSeq and is a predicted model, not a curated record. Lineage: Eukaryota; Viridiplantae; Streptophyta; Magnoliopsida; Caryophyllales; Amaranthaceae. Gene Ontology annotation, biological process: response to oxidative stress; mitochondrial respiratory chain complex I assembly. The coding region runs from base 183 to 728 and encodes 181 amino acids.
CAAUGGUUUUGAACACGUAGUAAUUUUUUGGGUUCUUUCAGAAUUUCAGAGAGGUGAUGUAGAGAAAGAGCUACCGAAAUCAAAACAGUUUGAGUAAGAAUUUCCAAUUAAAUCAUACUCCCAUCAUACAUUUGCAAAAGAAUUCCAUUGUUGAAUCUGAAAGAAAAACCACAGAAAGAAAGAUGUCGAAAUUUCUAGGAAAGAUAGCAGGGUUAUUCAGCAAGCGGACAAUGGUGGGCAUGGACAAAGCUGGGAAUCGUUAUUUCACUCGAAAUGAAUCCGUUGAUGGAGUCAUGAAAGAAAAGAGAUGGGUGAUAUUUAAGGGAGAAGAAGAUCCUACGUCAAUUCCAGUUGAAUGGAUAUGUUGGCUUAACGGACAACGCAAAAAAUCUCCAACUCCAGAGGAGAUGGCUGAACUUGAGGCCAAGCGUGAAUUUGUUAGACAAAACGUGAUGCGUUUAAAGAAAGAAGAAGAAGAAAGAAGAGCUGUUCAGGGCAGUACCCUCCAUGCCAAGAUAGCUGGCAAUGUUGGAGGUCCAGAUUUACAGAGUUACCUGCGGCAAUUACAGAGUUCAGAAGGAUCUGAACCUCAGGAAGCAUCUGGCAAUUUGAGCGAAUCUGAGAAAGAAAAAACAGAAUCACCUCAGGAAACAUUGGAACCACGGACUACGGAGCCAACAGGCUCAGGCCCUUCUUUCAAGGCUGGAACAUGGCAGCCACCAUCGUAGUGGCCAAUUUGGUGUAUUUCUUGAGCAUCAUGUCAACUGGGUUGCUGGAAUCUUAUAAUCUGCUGCAUCAUUCAUGUCAUUAAAUCAGUCUUUUUUUUUUCUUUUCAUCUUUUCCUACCUUGAUAGUAGAUAUCUCAUACUUUUACAAAUGCAGUUUGCAGAUGGAUAUGUAUAGCUGUAUUAGAUGGGGUUAAGGGCUGAAGACUUGGAAUAAGACAAUGAAUUAUAGGUUUUGUUUGUUUUUUUUAAGUCCUCUUCAUUGUCAUGAAAUUUUGUCCAAUUCAAUGUAAAACUGUAUAAUUAUGUCUAAAAUGUAAAAGGUUUAUCUCUUCUUGCA